Molecule: messenger RNA, 513 nt
Organism: Panicum virgatum (switchgrass)
Lineage: Eukaryota; Viridiplantae; Streptophyta; Magnoliopsida; Poales; Poaceae
Product: protein STIP1 homolog
Exons: 5
Coding region: 1-513 (170 amino acids)
Molecular function (GO): protein binding
Source: RefSeq, a predicted model, not a curated record
AUGGGAGGUAAUGUGGAUAUGCAGAUUAAGCGAAAAGAAGCAAAACUAGUCGAAAAGUACUACCAUAGUUUUCAAAGUGUUGAAGUGAAGCAAAUUGAGGAGAUACAUGGGGGCGAGGAUUGGUAUAAAGUGAUGCUUGCUAAUUUAAAGUUUCAAGGACGUGAAGCAGUUAAGAACAAGGAUUAUCUUUCCGCAGAAGAAAUUUACACUAAGGCCAUUGAUCUUGACCCCGAUGAUGCAACCUUAUUCUCAAAUAGGAGCCUUUGCAGGCUUCGCUUGGGUAAUGGGAAGAAAGCCUUGACUGAUGCUGCAGCUUGCAAGUCUAUGCGACCUGGCUGGUCGAAAGCCUGCUACCGUGAAGGAGCUGCCCAAAUGUUACUGAAGGAUUAUGAAAAAGCAUGUGGUGCUUUUCUUGAUGGCCUAAAACUGGAGCCAGAGAAUGCAGAGAUAGAAUCUGCUUUAUGGGAGGAUGUUGAAUCCUUGAAGAUAUCUCGCAAUAACGAGAAAGAAUAG